Molecule: messenger RNA, 4569 nt
Organism: Mauremys reevesii (Reeves's turtle)
Lineage: Eukaryota; Metazoa; Chordata; Testudines; Geoemydidae
Product: schlafen family member 13-like
Exons: 5
Coding region: 87-2807 (906 amino acids)
Source: RefSeq, a predicted model, not a curated record
CUUUAGAUCCGUUCAUAGAGGCUCCUUGUUCUGCGUCUGCAGAGCAAACUCAGAAGAGAAAAUCAGAAGCAAGGAACUUGGUGGCCAUGGAGGAGAGCCCUCUCUACGUUGAUUGGUCCACAGACUAUCCAGAUGCGGUUGUAAAAGUGGGAAAAGUGACUUUUGGUGAGAAAUCCAGGAACAAGAUGACAGAUUGCAAUUUGAGAAGGAAACAAGUUGGUAACAUUUCCCGAGCAGCAUGUGCAUUGCUGAAUUCAGGAGGAGGAGUGAUAAAGGCAGAGGUUGAUAAUAAGGGCUACAAUUAUGCAGAACAUGGGAUUGGACAGGAUAUAGAAAAAGCCCUUACAGAACUUACUCCAUCUAAAAUGUCUCGAAAAUAUUUUGAUUUUGAAUAUAUGCAGGAAAACAAGUGUGUGUUGAUUUUUGUGAAAUCAUGGAGCAGUGACGGUUCAUCUUCACCCCGUAUUUGCAGCCUAAGAACACGCUUGUGCCAAAGAUCUUUGACUCGAACUGACAGCAUGAGUCCUACCGAAGCAGCACUAUUUCUCAAAGAGAAGGGAGUUUCUGCCAGGAGAAAACGUGAUGAGACAGAACCAAGAGCUAAGAAAGCUCUACUAAGUGACGUUCAGCAGGAACAAAACAUGUAUACGUCUGCUGAAAGAUUUUAUCAAAGAGACUUCCUCUGCAUUGGGGAAAAACUAAAUUUCACUGAGUCAGCACAUGUUGAAUUUAAGAAUUUUGCAACAAAGAACAUUUUGAAAUACAUUAAAGAGAUCCUGCCAAAUUACAUCUCUGCCUUUGCAAACACACAAGGAGGAUUUUUAUUUAUUGGAGUGGAUGAUAAUGGGACAGUUGUUGGAUGUAGGAAGGACAAAGUAAAUAUAAAUGAAUUAAAAGAAGCAAUAGAACAUGUUAAGGGGAAAUUACCCAUUUCACAUUUCUGCAGUUCUCUGCCUGGAGUGAACUUAGAAUGCAAAAUGCUGGACGUGUAUGAUAAAGAUCAAAACUUGUAUGGUUACGUCUGUGCUGUGAGAAUCCAUCUGUUUUGUUGUGCUGUGUUUUCGGAGACUCCGGAUUCAUGGACUGUGAAGGACAAUGAGAUCAUGAGGAUGACAGCCAAUGAAUGGACAGCCUUGAUGAUGGCAACUGACCCAGAGAUUUUAAAUUUGUGUGAAGCUUUCAGAACUGAGCUGAGUGUGUCAUGUGCACCCCCACUCACCAAAACUGUGUUUUCCAACAAAGGCCUCGCUUGUCUGCGUGAUCUGCAAGAAUCUCUAUUUCCAGCAAAUGGUAAUGGGAUAACAUACAAACCAGACAACCUCAGCGAAGAGCUGUUCUCAGAGUAUCCAGGGCUGGAGGAUUUAAUGAACGAGCAAAUGGAAAAGCUGCAAUAUUCUCAGGGACUCCUGAUAUUUGCAAGAAGCUGGGCUGUUGCUGUUGGAUUGCCAGAGAAUGAGCAUGUUGUCUGUGAUGCUCUCUUAAUAGCCUCAGGCAAAUACCCAACGCUGUACACGGUCACGAAGGAUUGUUCCAUGGCUGGGUUUGAAUAUUCACAACCUAUUGCUUGUACGUUAAAGCAAAAACUGGUAAACGAUGGGGGAUACACUCAGAAAGUGUGCAUGAUUCCUCAUCUCCUACAGCUUGGAACUAACAGAGCGCGGAAUAAUGACUCACGUGUACAAGUCAGGUAUCCCCUUUCCUAUGUUCUCUUGCCCAAUGACAUGCCAGACUUACUUCACUCACUUGUGAUAAUCUUGUUGAGUUUUAGAUCCUUCUUAAGUGACAGGCUUGGCCGUGAAUUUCUCAACCUUCUCACCAUUAAACAGUAUGAGAUACUAACAAAGAAUCUUCACAAAUUCAAGAAGCUGUUUAUCUACGGCCUGCCAGGAACGGGGAAGACAGUUGUGGCCCUGAAUAUCAUAGAGAGGAUAAAGAACGUGUUCCGCUGCAGAUCUGAUGAGAUUCUCUACAUUUGUGAGAACCAGCCUCUGAAAAUAAUUGUGGAAAGGAGAAACAUUUGCCAGUCUGUGACCCGAGCUGGUUUCUUAAAUGGGAAUUACGAUCCAUCAGUGAAGCACAUAGUAAUUGAUGAGGCCCAGAAUUUCCGGUCAGAGGAUGGCGAUUGGUACGACAAAGCUCAGCGCAUCACCCAAGGACAUGGACAUUGUGAACCUGGUGUUCUCUGGAUCUUCUUGGACUAUUUACAAACAAGUCACCCAUUUCCGUGCGGUCUUCCACAUCCAUCAGAACACUGUCCUCAGGAGUGGCUAACUGUAGGGGUCCGGAAUGCCACCCAGAUAUACAAUACCAUGGUACAAGAGAUGCAAAAUAUUGUAGAACGUCCACAAAUUGAUAUUCCUUCUGAGCGGUUAAGAAUGCUGCUAAAUGAAGCCGAAUGUGGCCACCCCCUGCCAGGUGUUUGUAGGGUAGAAGAAAACUUGGACAAGGAUGAAAUAGUGACAUAUGUGGUUGACACCUGUCGCCGAUAUUUCCGAAGUGGUUACUCUGGGAAAGACAUUGCUAUCCUGUGCAACACGACGAAAGAGAUAGAUAGGUAUAGUCACAUACUGCAACCCAAAAUGAGAGAGAUGAUGAGGCAUUUCAGACUGGGUGCAUAUUUCACAACAGCAGCUAACGUGCUGGGACAUGGCAUUGUUCUCGAUAGCAUACGCCGCUUUUCUGGCCUGGAAAGAAACAUUGUGUUUGGUAUCAACCCUGUCCCUACACAGGAGGAGAUUUCCGACAAUCUUAAACUCUGUGUGGCAUCCAGAGCUAAUUUACACCUACAUUUGCUGUAUGAAAGGUAAUGCUUGAAAAUAUCAUGGUGGUUCACUCAGGAUCUGUUUAAUAACCCGUGUAGGAUUUCCCUUGGGUUGCAGCUGUGCACAGAGGUUGAGAGUCAUGUCGCUUUUGUGGUUUUUCACCACAAUUCAGACAUAAAUACAAAUCUGACCAUGGGUGAAAUUUUAUCUUAGAGGGCUCCCAUCUCCCAGGCUAAUAAACUACAUGAGACCUGGUGAGGCCUGGGGGUCUUAAAAAGCCAGUUCCUAAUAUAAACCGAAGGAGCUACAUGGGAUAGAGUGAGCAUGGUCCACUUGAAGCUGACCAGUCCUUCCUGAGCCCUGGGUCUCACUUGUCCUGGAGGGCACCCUAUCUCCCUGUUCCCUACUGCAGUAUCCUUUUUGACUGUCUGGGAGUGAAUUGACAGGGAGGAGGCAGGGUGCUCUUGUAGCCAGAGCAGGGAAGUGAAAGACUUUCCAGCUCAGCACUGAUUCCCUGUGCAACACGUGGGCUAAUGUUUCAAGAGCGGCCUCUGAUUUUGGGUGCCCCAUUCUUCAGGUUACCAAGACGCACCACUGUGAGCCACAAAACUCCAGCUUGGCUGCAACCUAACCCUGUAAGGGCCUAAAUUCACUUGGUGCCUUACUUUCCGCUGUGCAAAUUCCCCAGCUGUUUAAGUUUCAGAUGCUGGGGCAUGUGUACCGCUCCCUCCCUCUAGGAGCCCAGGCACUUGUCUCACCUAAGCUCAGAGUGGUUCACCAACCAGGGGGAGACUAAGUUUUGUGCAGGAGAUGGUUUGGUAGGCGUGCUCAGAGGUGGUUCGGUAGGCAUGCUCAGAGGCUGCUUACUGCAUUGGGUCCCAUUCAAAACUAACCGGAGAAGGAGAUGGUGGUGAUGCCCACCUCAGAACUUUCAGUGCAGGGGUUAGAUGUGGCAGGCCUAGGUCCAGUUCCCUCCUCUCUGCCAGAGGGGUCUCACACGUCACAGGAGGGUGCUGCAACCCCUGAGCUAGGGGGCACAUUCUGAUGUGUGGUCCCCUCCGUCUCUCCUGAGGAAGCUGUGGAUAAAUGAUAGCGUGAUUGGGGCAGGUGGAUAGACCCAGGGUCUCCCAUGCUCCAGGCGAGUGCUCUAACCACUGGGCCAGAAGUUAUAAAGUGGCACCACCUCCUCCCACGGCAUCAACCUCGCUCCUGCAAGAGCCGCCUUCGGUGCCUGAGCCGCUUGUCUCCGGGAAAGCAGUUGUCAUUUGUGAAUGGCCAGCAGAGAUAGGGGCCUCACCCUGAGAAAAGGGUGGGCUUAGCAGACACCCGUCUUGUUGGCAUCUCCCAUUAGCUAGGCUAGGCGGCUUCCUGCCUAGCGUGCUGCCUUUUGUGGAGCGCAGUCUAAGGGGCCGGUCUCUUCCCAUUCAUUGUACAGGGAGCCUAGGCACCUGUCUUUGUGGAUCACAGUGUUGUUCCUAUGGACUUUCUAGGUGUCUAACAGUUAGAUGUUGCCAUGGUGGGCAUCACAGUGCUUAAGUCCCCGUGUAGAUCCCAGCUAUAGUGACUAAAUCAUUGGCGUUACGGAUGCUCAGCACCUUUGGAAAUCAGGUCCAGAAUGUCUGAAGUUAGAUACCAGGAUAGACGGGCCUAAACCAAAAGGAUUGGACAGGCCGAUUUUAACCAUUACUUAAAUCAGCAAGUAGGAAACCUUGAUUUAAAUCACUGAUUUUAAUCUUCUCAUGUUUAUAUUUACGUAACCAAAAAUAGCCUUGACACUUUGAUUUUUUUUUUGCUAAUACUAUAGCUU